This is a messenger RNA of Fonsecaea multimorphosa CBS 102226, 894 nucleotides long. RefSeq lists its product as uncharacterized. NCBI's taxonomy places the organism in Eukaryota, Fungi, Ascomycota, Eurotiomycetes, Chaetothyriales, Herpotrichiellaceae. Gene Ontology annotation, molecular function: hydrolase activity. Bases 1 to 894 code for a protein of 297 amino acids. The record is from RefSeq and is a predicted model, not a curated record. The transcript has a single exon.
AUGGCCUCUCCUUCAAAUCUCGAGUAUACCCCUCUCCCGGAGCGAGCUGAGAAAGCAGCUGCGCAGAUGUUCGUUCCCCCCGAACAGGUUCAGGAUCGAAUUGCCGAGUUCGCCCACGUCCAGCCGCCCGUGGAGAACAAGGACGGAGAUACGGAAGUGUUCGAAGGCGAGACAUUCACGCACCACUUCGUCCUUGGCCCCGGUGAUGGCGAGGUGGUUCGAUGGCAUUAUGUCGAGGCCGGCCCUCACGAUGGCGAGGUGAUUGUGUUCCUGCACGGCAUUCCUGACUCGUGGUACCAGUGGCAUCUGCAAAUGGCGGCGCUGGCCAAAACAUUUCGGUGCAUCGCCGUCGACCUAAAGGGAUACGGACAGUCGGACAAGACCGCAGGCGACUAUCGCCACGAGGGGGUCGGCGAGCAGCUCUUCGAUAUGCUCAAGUUGAUAGGGGUGCAGCGAUUCAACAUCGUCUCUCACGACCGGGGCACAGUCCCCGCAGACUUUAUUGUCGCUAACCAUCCCGACAAUGUACUCCGCUAUGCCCGAGGCGAGCAGCAUCUCUUUCACUACAAUCCGAAGCUCUCCCCUCAAGGGGACCUGUUCAUGAACGCCCCUUAUAACGGGAUUCUAGACGACACAUGCCGUCUCGUAGUCACGGCCCACGCCAGUCUCUGUGUCCGGCCCAUUGCAACCCAUCACGUGGAGCGCCUGAUUCAAGAGUUCUCCUACCCGGGCAUCUCGAAGGCGAUUCCGCGGUACUUCAACUCGUCGACGUUUCGUUCUGAGUGGCUCCAGCGGGCGCAACCGCCUCCUCGCCGCAUGGAAAUGCCCGGUAUUGAUACUCCAGGGGUACGAAAGCAAGACGCAGCCGAGAGAGUUUUACGAGGACAUCUCUAG